Messenger RNA from Dermatophagoides farinae (American house dust mite), 1079 nucleotides. The record is from RefSeq and is a predicted model, not a curated record. NCBI's taxonomy places the organism in Eukaryota, Metazoa, Arthropoda, Arachnida, Sarcoptiformes, Pyroglyphidae.
AUGUUGUUAAGCGAUGAAAUUGCUGAACCGCUUAAAGAAGAUAUCAUUGAAACAUUGAAAAAUGAAGAAAAGCCUGAAGAACAAUCAAUUGAUAAUGAACAAACAAAGCCAAUCGUUGAAGAAAAAAUUGAAAUAACCAAAGAAAAGAAAAAAGUAAUCAAAAAGAUUAAAAAAGAAAAGAAAGAUGAAGAUUCAGUGAUUGAAGAAAUUAAACCAGAAAAACCAAUUGAAAAACCUGAUGAUGAUAUCACCGAAAUAAUUGAACAAUUUAUUGAACAAAUUGAAAUCUAUGAAGUUAUUGAUUCAAUUGCUACAAUUGAGACUAUUGAUGGCAAAAAGAAAAAAGUGCAUAAAAUCAAAAAGGUGAAAAAACAAGAGGAUCAAAAACCCAUUGAAUACAAAGAAGAACCAGAUGAUGAAGUGAUACUUGAUCAUGAUGAUAAACCAGAAAAAGUAAUUCGUAAAGUUAAAAAAGAUAAAAAACCGAAACCAUAUGAAGAAGUGAUGCACGAACAGCCAACUGAAACUACCGAAAUCAUGGAAAUCAUUGAAACAGUCAAAGAGAUUGAAACACCCGAAGGCAAGAAAAAAGUUGUCAAAAAAGUAAAGAAAACAAAGAAAACUGAAGAAACGAUGCCAACAGGUGAUGAAAUAAAGCCUGUUGAAGAAGAAAAACCCGAACAAAUAAUUGAAACAAUCGAGGAAAUUGAAACACCAGAAGGCAAAAAGACUGUGCUCAAAAAGAUCAAAAAAGUCAAGAAACCAAAAGAUGAAAAGCCUGUGGAAGAAGAAACAAAACCACUAAUCGAUUAUAAAAAACCAAUCGAGGAAAAGAAACCAAAACCAGAAGAAAUCGCUGAACAACCAGAAGAAAAAGAGAUGAUCGAAACGACAGAAGUUAUUGAGACGAUUGAGGAAACACCCGAAGGUGACAAAAAGUCGUCAAAAAGAUCAAAAAAGUCAAGAAACCAAAAGUGACAGAAGAAACAAUCAGCUUGAAACCAUCUGAUGAACCAAUCACGGAAGAAGUUUCUGGAGAAGAGAUUCGUCCAGAAGAUGAAUCAAAAAAUCGAUACAGA